Messenger RNA from Amphibalanus amphitrite, 4224 nucleotides. RefSeq lists its product as uncharacterized. The transcript is spliced from 12 exons. The coding region runs from base 946 to 3828 and encodes 960 amino acids. Lineage: Eukaryota; Metazoa; Arthropoda; Thecostraca; Balanomorpha; Balanidae. Gene Ontology annotation, molecular function: protein binding. The record is from RefSeq and is a predicted model, not a curated record.
GCUUGUCAAUAGCCGAAUUUUUGGUGUGAGAUGAUAUGGGAUAUUCUUUUAUUGUCUGUUUUCCUGGUUGGCAUUUUCAACAUUGUUUUUAAUAGGCUCAACAGACAUGAGCCUGGCAAAUACUCAAAGGGGGAGCGGCGGCGGCCGGCGCGCGGCGGCGAGGUGCGUGUGAUCCGUCUGGUGCCCGGCCGACUGGCCGAGUACGAGGUGCGCGGUGCCGAGUUCAGCAUAUCUCUGUGGCUCAACCUGACGGCGGCCAUCGCGGCGCUGCUCUUCUGGCUGGGACUGCACCUGCAGGACGACCGGCUGCUGGCCGCCCUGCUGGCCGCGCUGACGCUGGCUCUGCUGGCCAAGCUGCACUUCAAGGUGAAGCGGGAGACUCUGCUGGUUGAGUCGUCACUGGGCGUCCAGCUGACCACCGUCUUCGCCAGCGGCCGGCGCAGCUCGCUGUUCCUGGCGCGCGGCCGGCUCCGAGACGUGGUGAUUGCCGAGGCGCUCACCAUGCACCGGGUGGUGACGUACUUGGCACUGGUGCGCCGCCACCCGGACGGCCUGGUGCCGCUGUUCAGGCACACUUGGCCGCGCCGCGAUCAGCUGGAGCCCGUCUACCGGGAUGUGCAGCGCAUCCUGAGCCCGGAGACGGCCGGCUGACUGCAGGAGCGGCGCGGGAACAGAGCGGCUGAGCCGCCCCGGCGGGGUGCGAGAGAGACUGACUGAGAGGAAACCAGGGAUGGUCCGUGGUGGUGUGUGACUAGAUUGACUAUCGUGAAAUGAUCGCAACUGUGAAUGAACUGUGAAUGGUAUUAAGUCAUUGACUAUUGAUGCGUAAUCAGUAUGAACUGGUCAGCUCCGUUACUACCAAGCUGCUGUCGUUUGAAGUUGACAAUUUCUCAAUCAUUUCUAAUGCUCACAAGCUGAGCUGUACCAAGUCAUCGUCUGCACACCAUGGUGGGUAGAUUAUCUGGGCGUAGUACUAGUGACGUUCGGCCGGGCCCGACCCGGUCUGCCAGCGUUUCUCGUGCAUUGGCCAGGACAGAGACGAUCCAAAGCCUCGGAGCGAUCGGGUCUCGCACGAAUCUGAUGCCCUCGUCUGUAUCGGCUGCGACGCUGGCGGUAGGUCCGCUCGAUCCAGCGGAGGUGCGGAGCUCGACGACUAACCCAGAGUGCUCGCCUCCCGAGGGCGAUGGAUACAUGUGUGCGGAGGGGAACGAUAGGAACUGUUUGUUGUCACCGCCUAAGUGUGUGGGAAGGUGGGGUGUUGAACUGCAGGGGGCGACGGAUGGCUCGGCGGUGCCGGCGGACAACUACUCAGAAGAGUCUCCUGCCGAGGGACCUGAAUCCGUCGACCGUCCGCUCCCUCCGUCUGCCUUCCCGGCAGAGGGCGGCGCGCUCUCGGCAGAGGCGGCCGAGUGUCCCUCGGUCGGGGCCGGCACGGCGGGGGUCUCGGCCCAGUGGACGCAGCACUCCCCGCUGACCGACCGCGUGCAGUUCACCGAGCGGGCGCUGGACCUGCCUGGCCUACCGGCUUCCCGUGCGCGCCACGUGGACACCAACGGACGCUACCUGGUGGCCAAGGCGGCCGCGGCGGCCACGCUACUCGUCUGGAGGCUGGAGGAGGAAAACGGAGCGGUCACAGCGCACGCUCAGCGGAGCAUCCCGCUGGUCCAGCCCCGUGUGGAGUGUCUGACACUACAGGACGGCUGUGGACACCUGCUGGUCACCUGCUCACGCACCAUUCUACUCUGGGACCUGGCAGAGCCGGGCAGUCCCGCAGUGACUCUGGGCGAGGAUUUCUCGGGUGUGUCGUGCUGCCACCUGUCGGCCGGCGGAGAGGCUGCAGUUGCCGGCGGCGCCGCGGUGCUGGCGCUGGGUGUCGCCCACUCUGUGUGGCUGCUCGACACGGCGCGCGUGCGGCGCCUGGCGACCCUGCGCGGCCACCGCUGUGACGUCAGCAGCGUCACUGUCGACGGCGGCCUGUGUGCGGCCGGCAGCGAGGCCGGUCAUCUCCAGGUCUGGGAGCUGACCGGGUACACGCUGCUCUACAGCUGCCACUCGACUGCGGCGCGGCCGGUCGGCGCCGUCGCCGUGACCGCUGACCUGCUGGCCUGCGGCUGCGGCUCGCUGGUCUCUGCGGCGGCGCAGGCGGCCGGUCGGCGCUGGACAGAUGUGACCACCACCCCGCUGGACAGGGUCGGCGCGGCCUGCGGCGGCCGCGGCAGCCCGCAGCCCGAGUGUGCUGUGCUGGCGGUGCGCUUCUGGCGGCGGCCGAGCGAGGCUCUCUUCGGCCCCGACCGGCUGCUGGUGGUUGUCACCACGGACGGUCUGCGCGUGUUCAACACCCGUACCUGGCUGCCGCUGUACGCGGUCAACGGGAUGGGCGACGGUGAGCCGUGGGGCGGUAGUUCGGCCGCCGUGACACCAGGCGGCGCUGCAGUCGUCUGCUGCCGCAGUGCCCUCGAGGGCCGCGUCUCGGCCUUCUGCCUGACCGUCCGGUCGGGCACUGACGAGUCAGGAGACCCCGCCGACCGACUCCGGACGCUCUCCAUCGUGUGCCGUGAUCCGCUACCGGCGCGGUCCGUGCUGCGUGCCCGGCUGCCGCGCGCCGCGCCCGCUCAGCCCGCCCCCAGUCGGGUGCGCUCGUCGGGGUAUGGCGCAGCGCCGCGCCGGGCCAUGUUCCAGCCCAAGACGAACGCCACCCGCUCACGGACCGCCAAGACCGCUGCCUCGAAGUCGUCUCUGUCCAGCCUGCCAACCGCUGCGCAGAGGCCCGCUAAGACACGUGACCGGCACCUGGACCGACCGGCUCCUAAAUACGAGUGUCACGUGAGCCCGCCGCCGGUCGGCAGCCGUCCGGUGCGGAUCCUCCGCUCGGGAGAUACGCUGCUCAGGAUAGCGCUGUCAGGCAGUGGUCGCCAGGUCGCCUGCGCCAGCCAGCAGGGCGGCUCGCUGGAGGUGGCCCGUCUCCAGCAGCUGGAUGUGACUCAGGGACAGUUUCUGCUGGGCACGCAGGGCGCCAUCACCUCCGUGGCGUGGAGCCUGAGCGGCCGCCGACUGGCGGCCUCCUCGGCGGCCGGGGUGCAGCUGUGGUCGUUCCCAGAGGGAGAGCCGUGCGGCAGCCGGCCCGCCGGCUCCCAACCGUACACGGCCGCCCAGUUCUUCUUCACGGACGGGUUUCUGCUGGCCAGUCGCGGCGACACAGUGGAGCUGAGUCGCCUGCCGCCGGAGGGCGCCGCCGCAGGCCGCGGCCGGGGGGCGGGCCCGCUGCGGUCGGUGCUGCAGUGCCGGCUGCCCUGUCGAGAGGUGCUGCACGUCACCAGCGGCUGUCAGCUGCGCUCCGCGCUGGCCGUGGCCUGCUGCUCGGAUCGCGCGCUGCGCCUCAUCGACAUGCAGACGGGCCGCGUGGCGCUGACGCUGGCGGACGCACACCGGCGGCCGGCGCACUUGGCGCGCCUCUGCGAGGGCUCGCCGCACCUGCCGGCCGCGUUGCCGCUCUACGACCUGAUCGGCUCGGCGGCCGUCGGCGACGGCGUGCGUCUGUGGGACGCGCGCUGCGGCCGGCUGGCGGCCCGGCUGCCGGCCGCCGAGCUGCGCGCCCUGCCGGCCGGCUUCCAGUUCAGCCCGUGCGGCCGGCUGGUGGCGCUGGGCUCGGACGCCGCCCACCUGUGGCUGUGGGACGUGCGCUCUGGCCGCGGCCCGCUGGCCCGCCUGCGCGCCGCCGCCGCCGGCGUCACAGACGUGGCGUUCCUGCCGCGCCGGCCGGGCCUGGUGGCGGCGCUGCUCGACGGCCGCCUGCAGACGUGGCCGCUCGACGGGGGUCGGCUGGAGUGACCCCGACGGCAGCGCAGCGGAUACUCGGGGACCGAGGCGUGUGUGUGAUACAGGCGUGAUAUAGGCGGAUGGAUAAUCAUGACUGACGCGUUAUUUAUUGUCCUCCUGUGAGACUCGGUUCCGCCAGGCGUAACUAGCUGCACAGGAAGACUAGGAGCAUGCAUUGCAAGAAGUGAUGAGAUCAUUGAUGAAGUCCUGUCAACGAAGGUAGUGAUCACGGCAUUAUAAUUAUUUGCACAUAGUAUUUGAUCUCAGUCUCACUUAGCUGGUGUUCAAUGUUCAUUUGUAAUCAUUCACCGGUGUAAUUGCCUUCAUGAAGACAAUGUCGGUAUUUGUCACCUUAUUGAGCCGUUCAAACUCGCUUUAUGUAAAACCAAUAAAGGCAUUUUGAUUGAC